Cadophora gregata is the source of this 843-nucleotide messenger RNA. RefSeq names its product Adenylyl-sulfate kinase (gene MET14). Gene Ontology annotation, molecular function: ATP binding; adenylylsulfate kinase activity. Gene Ontology annotation, biological process: sulfate assimilation. NCBI's taxonomy places the organism in Eukaryota, Fungi, Ascomycota, Leotiomycetes, Helotiales, Ploettnerulaceae. The record is from RefSeq and is a predicted model, not a curated record. The transcript has 3 exons. Bases 124 to 747 code for a protein of 207 amino acids.
CUUACAUACCCAGAAACACAAUACAGCCCCUACCCUUGAUUGGAAAUUCCGAGAAACAUCGCGGUCGAUAAAUCAAGGUGAAUCUCUUUAUAUCUCCGAGAAUAAAAGUUGAAGCACUUCGCAAUGGCAACGAAUAUUACCUGGCACCCAUCGCUCUCACGACACGAGCGCAACGAGCUUCGAAAACAACGCGGCUUCACAAUCUGGUUUACUGGUCUCUCUGCCUCUGGAAAGUCGACCGUUGCAACAGCUCUCGAACAACACCUCCUCCACCUUAACCUUGCCGCGUACCGUCUAGAUGGAGAUAACGUACGAUUCGGGUUAAACAAAGACUUGGGGUUUUCCGAGAAGGACAGAAAUGAGAACAUCCGUAGGAUUGCAGAGGUCGCGAAGCUAUUUGCGGAUUCAUCCACGAUCGUUCUUACGUCUUUUAUCUCCCCAUAUAUCGCCGACCGAAAGAUAGCCCGAGACCUCCACGUAUCCGCAUCUGCCAGCCAGGACGGAGACGACGCGAUCCCGUUCAUUGAAGUGUUCGUUGAUAUUCCUGUCGAGGUUGCGGAGAAGAGGGAUCCUAAGGGGCUGUAUAAGAAGGCUCGGGCUGGGGAGAUUCCAAACUUCACGGGUAUAUCUGCGCCGUAUGAGAAGCCGGAGGACCCGGAGAUUCAUAUCAAGACAGAUGAAUUGUCGAUUGAGGAGUGUGUUGUUAAGAUUGUAGAGUACUUGAAGUCAAAGAGCUUGCUUCCAUAGAACUAUUGAAAACCUUAAUCCUCUGCCUUUUCCUCACAGCAGUUUCUGGGUACUACUCAACGCACUUCUCAGAAACUCAUAGUAAUUACAAUGAGC